CAGGCAUCCUGAGCAUGGAGCCAUUUUUAGUUGUCACAUCUGGGAAGUGUGCUACUGGCAUCUAGUGUGCAGAUGCCAGGGAUGUUGCUCAACAUUGUACAAUGUGCAAGAAAGCCCCCAACAAAAAAGGAUUAUCUGGCCCAAUAGGUGAGCAGUGUGUUGUUGAGAAGCCCUGCAUAGAGUAUGAGGACUGAAGAGUGGCUGAGGUUACAUGUGCUUUUACUACAGAUAAAAACAAACUCUUACUUUGCACCAAGCCAGAACAGAUAUAUUGAAGGAAUUAAUCAGAAAAGAAUAAUACAUUGGCUUUAGCAGAGGAAGAAUGAUUGAGCAUAGCCUCUCACUGUGCUACCGCAACAAACUCAUCUUAGCCCCUAUGGUUCGGGUAGGCACUCUUCCAAUGCGGCUGCUGGCCCUGGACUAUGGAGCGGACAUUGUGUACUGUGAGGAGCUGAUUGACCUCAAGAUGCUUCAGUGCAAGAGAGUUGUCAAUGAGGUGCUCAGCACAGUGGACUUUGUCGCCCCUGAUGAUCGGGUAGUCUUCCGCACCUGCGAAAGAGAACAGAGCCGGGUUGUCUUCCAGAUGGGGACUUCAGAUGCAGAGCGAGCCCUUGCUGUGGCCAGACUUGUGGAAAAUGAUGUGGCUGGUAUUGAUGUAAACAUGGGCUGUCCAAAAGAGUAUUCCACCAAGGGAGGAAUGGGAGCUGCUCUGCUAUCAGACCCUGACAAGAUUGAGAAGAUCCUCAGCACUCUUGUCAAAGGGACACGCAGACCUGUGACCUGCAAGAUUCGCAUCCUGCCAUCGCUGGAAGAUACCUUGAGCCUUGUGAAGCGGAUAGAGAGGACUGGCAUUGCUGCUGUCACAGUUCACGGAAGGAAGCGAGAGGAACGACCUCAGCACCCUGUCAGCUGUGAAGCCAUCAGAGCCAUUGCUGAAGCCCUCUCCAUUCCUGUCAUAGCCAAUGGAGGAUCUCAUGACCACAUCCAAAAGUAUUUGGACAUAGAGGACUUUCGACAAGCCACAGCAGCCUCUUCGGUAAUGGUGGCCCGAGCUGCCAUGUGGAACCCAUCCAUCUUUCUCAAGGAGGGUCUGCGACCCCUGGAGGAGGUCAUGCAGAAGUACAUCCGAUAUGCCAUACAGUAUGAGAACCACUACACCAACACCAAGUACUGCUUGUGCCAGAUGCUACGAGAACAGUUGGAGUCGCCCCAGGGAAGGUUGCUCCAUGCUGCCCAGUCUUCCCAGGAAAUUUGUGAGGCCUUUGGCCUUGGUGCCUUCUACGAGGAGAUGACACGAGAGCUAAAUGCCCGGCGGGCUGAACUCUUGGCCAGAACCCCAGAGGCUGCGGCAGAGCCAGCUGAAGACACCUCAGGUGUCAUUAAGAUGGCUGUCAAGUUUGACCGGAGAGCAUACUCACCGCAGAUCACCCCCAAGAUGUGCCUGCUGGAAUGGUGCCGGAAGGAGAAGCUGGCACAGCCUGUGUAUGACACGGUUCAGCGCCCCCUGGAUCGCUUUUUCUGCUCUGUCGUGACUGUUGCUGAGCAAAAGUACCAGUCUACCUUGUGGGACAAGUCUAAGAAAUUGGCGGAGCAGGCUGCGGCCAUCGUCUGUCUGCGGAGCCGGGGCCUCCCUGAGGGUCGCCUGGGCGAGGAGAGCCCCUCCUGGCACAAGCGCAAGCGGGAGGCCAUUGACCAAGACCCUGAGGGUUCCAGAAAUCAGGAGCAUGCGGUGCCUGGGGAGCUGUGCAAGAAGCUCUUUGUGGCCUUGGGAAGUGGUGAAGAGAGCCCCCUGGGAGGCUGGUGAGCAUUGUCCCUACCUUGGUCACCUGCUUCAGGAGCCUGGCCGUAAGAUGUCUGUGGGUGCAGACCAUGAACCAGAUGCCAUCGGACAAUUCUCUGACUGUUCCUGGCAGGAGUUACGAGGUCCUGACCGGGGCUGUCAGCCUGGAGUACAGGCUAAAGGGUGCCUAGGUGCACAUCUCCCUUGGUGGGUCUGAGUAGCAAGGCCGAGUUCCCAGUGACCUCAGUAUUUUCUUUGAAAACAGGAGCUUUUCAGUUGGCACCUCCUCAACCUGACAUUGAUACAGUGCAAUAAAGAUCACCCCACCCUUCCCUGCAGCUGGCUGCUUUAGCCUUGGGCAUCUUCACACACAGACACAGGGCCUGGCGUAAUUAUUCUACUUCCAUCCUCUGUGCGGAGUUGGAGUUCCCUAAAGCAUAUCCUUCUGGGUCUGCGUGGAAGUGGGGGAUGGGGUAUCAUCUUGAAUGCACACAGGACUUGGGAUGAGCCAGGAAGGCCCAAGAAGCCCAUUCUGCUGAUGGCAAACCUGAGGUACUGCCCAUCAAUGAAUUUUCAUGAUGAGAUGUGCUAUAGAAUCUGGGGAACAAUUAGGGUAUCUGGUGCUCCCGGAAGGGACCAGCUCUGGUGAGUGUGGGGGGCCCUGGGUUUGACCCCUAGCUAGCUGGAGCCCAGACCUGAUGAGGUCUUUGCUCCAGACAGGGGACACUGAGGACACACGUUGCUGAUGCCAGCAGUUUAGGGCCCUCACAAUUGCCCACCCACGCCACUGCCUGCCACCAGCCCCCACUAUCCCACUUGGGCCGGAAGGAAGUGGCAGAUUCUCUUUAAUUUCCUCUUGGCAGUGAGAAGCAAAUAAACGGCUACCACAUCUCAUGGGGCCUCCCCCUCUUACUGGGAGGGGCGUUCUGACCAAAGGUCCCUGCCCUGCACCACCCCCGCUUCCUCCACUGUAAACACACUACUUCUCCUCCCCUUUUCCAAGUUCUUUGGGGAGGGGCGUUCCCCUCCAGGCCAAGGCUAUGUUUCUCUCCUGUCCCUGGGGUCAGGCCCCUGUGCUAGGCUGCUGGCCCUGGUGGCCCGAAUGAAAGAUCAGGCAUGUGAGGCCUCCGUCUCAGUCCCUGAACCGCCCUUCCCCUCACACUUGUUCUUCUGUAUGCAGAUAAGGAUACCACACUACCAGCUGCCUCCCAGAGCCCAUUGCCGUCUGACCUUGGGAAAGUCACUUCUAGCUCUCUUUGGGCCUGAGGGCCCUCAGAGGAGAGGGAGAUCAGCUGCUCUCUGCUUGCAGGAGGCUGGCUGGAGGAUAAAUAGGCCU
This is a messenger RNA of Enhydra lutris kenyoni (northern sea otter), 3116 nucleotides long. RefSeq names its product dihydrouridine synthase 2. Gene Ontology annotation, molecular function: flavin adenine dinucleotide binding; tRNA dihydrouridine synthase activity; tRNA binding. Gene Ontology annotation, biological process: tRNA dihydrouridine synthesis. Lineage: Eukaryota; Metazoa; Chordata; Mammalia; Carnivora; Mustelidae. Gene Ontology annotation, cellular component: cytoplasm. Bases 323 to 1804 code for a protein of 493 amino acids. The record is from RefSeq and is a predicted model, not a curated record. The transcript has 17 exons.